This is a messenger RNA of Caenorhabditis briggsae, 2238 nucleotides long. Gene Ontology annotation, cellular component: intracellular membrane-bounded organelle. The transcript has 8 exons. The coding region runs from base 1 to 2238 and encodes 745 amino acids. Gene Ontology annotation, biological process: magnesium ion homeostasis. The record is from RefSeq and is a predicted model, not a curated record. Lineage: Eukaryota; Metazoa; Nematoda; Chromadorea; Rhabditida; Rhabditidae.
AUGAUAGCUCUCCGUAUAAUCUUUUUUGUUAUACUUAUUAUCAUCUGGAAAUCAUACAAUGCUCUAUCAACGAAUCCGACAAUUAAGCUAUCCGGUGUUCAGAACAGUGUCCAGUUAAGAGUGAAGCCAGAUGAAGAGUUCAAAAUCCGAGUACUCGGAAAGAACCUUCCGGGUCGUGGAUUUUUCUUCACAUCCGCCACGACGUGCGCAGAUGCAUUUAUUCCUAACAACGAAAAAAUAAGUACGAUACAUGCCAUUGUCGAUGAGACUUUUUGCUCAUCUGCUAUUCUAAAAUUUCCUCAAGGACUCCCAUUCAAAGUAUCCAAAACGUAUCAUUUGUGUCAUGAGAAAGGAAACGCCACUUCGGAGCAUUUUCUAACGAUAGGAGCAGUAGAUGUGCUCGGACAGAAAUAUGGAAUGGAUGUUAUAAUUCUUUGUUGCUUCUGUAUUCUGAUGUCUGCGUAUGCUGCGGGAAUGACACUUGGAUAUAUGAAGUUUUCAAUUGUUGAGUUGAAUACGAUGAUCAAUGGAGGAGAUGCAGCGUUGGCGAAACGUGCUAGAAGAAUUCUGAAUCUUCGUCGUCGAUCCAACUAUCUUGUCACCUCCUUUUCGCUCUUCUCUUCGAUUUUUACAGUAUUGUUUACGACAAAUGUGGAACAGAUGUUGAAAGGAGCACCGAAUCAAUCGAUUCUGAAUGUUGCUGUACCAGCGUUGAUAAGUCUGGUAUUUGCAGAAAUGAUUCCACAAGCGAUCUGCAAUAGCAAACUUGGUUUCAAUUUAGCAUCCGGUCUCUGGUUUAUCAGCUAUCUCAUCUUCAUCGUUACGUUUCCAGUUGCCUACCCGGUAUCACUAGUUUUAGGUCGAUUUCUAAAACGCGAUGUCCGAGAAGUACUGACGGAAGAGGAGAAGAACUGCAUGAUUCAGAAUAUGGCAAAAAAUGCGAAUGAGAAAGUAAAAACCAUUCUGGAAAACGCAACAACAUUCACUAACAAGAAAGUUGGCGAAUUGAUGGUACCUAUCGAAGAAGUGUUCAUGUUAUCAAAGUCUCAAAAAUUGAAUAGAUCGGUUAUUGGAUACUUGAUUUUAACAAUAUUGACACUGAUCGAGAAGGGAUAUACUCGUGUUCCUGUAUACCAUGAUAAGAACAGAAAUACUAUAGUUGGAUUGUUGAAUGUAAAAGAUUUGAAUCUGGUAACAUGUCAGUUGAGUGUUGAGCCAAUGGUCAAAGAAGUAUUGGAUAAGUUAGAGAAGCUGAAAGAGGCCAAAAAAAAAGUGAAGUUCAUGGCGAAAUACGUGAAUAUCGAUAUGAAUGCACAACUACUUUUGAAUCAAAUGAGAACUGGAGAUUUCCACUUUGCAUGUGUGGUGAAAUACGCUUCUUAUGAGUAUGUCUUGAUAUUUAAGAGAAGAUUCGAAAUUCUACUUCUUUCCAGUUCCAAAGUGAUAGGAAUCAUUACAAUCGAGGACAUCUUAGAAGAGCUUUUUGGAAAAAUCGACGAAAAUAACGAGAGAAAAGUUCGUUCUUCGAUUGAUGAUCGUGCUGACAAUGCAGUUAUUGGAUGGUGUCGCGAAGCUGGAACCGAUUCGAACUAUCCAUUACCCUUUUCUCAACAACUACGCAUUCUACAGUAUCUUCUGAAAGAGUGUCAAGUGUUGAAAAGUUUAGACAUUGGUAUUCUGAAAGCAAAGCAAAUACUGAUGUUGAAUAGAAUUCGAACUUUCCAUAAGGGACAAGAACUUCCACUUGAUGAUCUGUUUAUCGUCAUUUGGAAAGGUGAUGUUGAGGUGACAAAUGCAGAGGGAGAAACCUCAUAUGAAAGCAUCAGUGCCCCUCCGUUAUGGUUAGUUUCAGACAAUUUAAUUUUUAUCGGUAUCGAUUUAUUCAGCAAUUCGAAUGAAAAAGAGGUUGAAGAAAAGAAGCCUUCUGUUCCAGUAUUAAUCAUUGGCAAGAAGUUGUUGAAUAAAGUCAUGAAGAGUUUGGGCAGUCCAUUCCUAGAGCCACUCAAAUCGUCGGAUAACGUCAAGCGAGUUGUGGUGCUUCGAUUGGAAGAUUUAUUGAAUGCAAUCAAUGGAUGUGUACAGGCAACGAAAAAUGAGAACGCGAACGCAGGAGACAGCUUGAUUCAACGUCUCAACUCUCGCCAAUCUACUCCAGUGAGUACAACCCCUAUAACUCGAACGCCAUCUAAAGCAGCGGAGCCGAACCCUUCAGAAGACGUUAAGCCACUUCUCAAUUAG